Molecule: messenger RNA, 2568 nt
Organism: Rotaria socialis
Lineage: Eukaryota; Metazoa; Rotifera; Eurotatoria; Philodinida; Philodinidae
Source: the annotation of a GenBank genome assembly
AUGGGAAAAAAAGCUAAAACAGGAAAACUUCGUCGAGAUAAAUUUUAUCAUUUAGCUAAAGAAUCUGGUUUUCGAUCUCGUGCUGCAUUCAAAUUGCUGCAGUUAAAUCGUGAACAUCGAAUUCUUGAAAAUGCUCGUGUUCUUAUUGAUCUCUGUGCAGCGCCUGGUGGUUGGCUACAAGUUGCUGAAAAACACAUGCCAGUAUCAAGUUUAAUUAUCGGUGUUGAUUUAGCACCAAUAAAACCGAUUCCACAUACAAUAACUUAUCAAGAAGAUAUCACAUCUGAAAAAUGCCGACAACUUUUAAAAAAAGACUUAGGAACAUUUAAAGCUGAUGUCAUUCUUCAUGAUGGUGCACCUAAUGUUGGCAAAAGUUGGAUUCAUGAUGCUUAUCAACAAAAUGUCUUAACAUUGAAUGCACUCAAAUUAGCAACGGAAUUUUUACGUAAAGGUGGCAUAUUUGUUACUAAACUAUUUCGUUCCAAAGAUUAUUAUUCAUUAUUAUGGGUUUUCCAACAAAUGUUUAAACGUGUUGAUUCAACUAAACCUCAGGCUUCACGUAAUGAAUCAGCUGAAAUUUUCGUUAUUUGUCAUGGUUAUUUAGCACCAGACAAAAUUGAUCCAAAAUUUCUCGAUUAUAAACAUGUAUUUACUGAAAUCGAUAAUGAUAUAACUGAUGUACAAACUAAAGCUAAACAACGAUUAAAACAUCCGGAAAAAUUCAUUCGAAGCCGAGAAGGUUAUCCAGAAGGAGAUUAUACUUUAUAUCAUAAAUUGGAAGCAACGAAAUUUAUUCAAACUGAAAAUUUUCUUGAAUUAUUAGCUAUGGCUAAUGAAAUUACUAUUGAUGAUGAACGAAUACUUGAACAUCCACAAACAACAGCUGAAAUCAAAGAAUGUAUUAAAGAUAUUAAAGUACUUGGUCGACGAGAAAUAACUUUGAUUCUUGCUUGGCGUCGUCAUUUAGCUGCAUCACUUUUUAAAAAAGCUCUUCCUAUUGUUGAACAACAGCCUGAUGAAACAAAAAAAGUUGAAACAACAGAAAACGACCGAGAAGGUGAAAAGGAUGACGAAGAAGACGAUAUGGAUAAAGAUAUUGAAGAACAAUUACUUAAACUUAGUGAACAGCAGCGAAAAGAAGCUAAAAGAAAACGUAAACAUAUAAUGAAAGAAAAACGAAAAUUACGUGAUCGUCUUGCACUUAAAAUGGUAUUACCUGGUGAUAUUCAUGAUCAUGAAACAGCUGAGGGUGGAAAGAAUGAUCAAGGAUUAUUCGAUCUUGAAAAAAUCAAAACAAGAAAACAAUUACUUGAAAUUUCAUCUGCUAUACCUGAUAUGGAUUUGGGUAUUGAUCAAGUUGUUCGUGAUGAUGAUGAUGUUUAUCUUGGUCAAGAUAAAAAUCGAAUACCUCGAGUUGCUUAUGAUAAAGAUAAAAAUAAUGGUGAUUUAUCGUCCAUUGAUAUUUAUAAGCAAUAUCUGGAAGAUGAUGAUGAAAAUGACGAAGAUGAGCUAAUGCCUUAUGAUUCUGAACAUCGUCAAGUGAAACUCGAUAGUGAUGUCGAUGACAAUGAGUCUGACAACGACGAUUAUAACAAUGAUGAAUGGGAAGACGAUGAAGAGAAUCCACUUGAUAUGGAUAUUAUUGAUGCUUCAACCAAAUCAGCUAAAGCAAAAACAGUGGCUGAUGUUUGGUUUGAACAAGAUAUAUUCAAACAAACAUUACAAGAAGAUAAUGAUGAUGAAGAAUUUGAACUUGAACGGAAAUUGAGUGCACUUCAUUCAGAUGGAGUACCUGUUCUUGGUAAACCAUCUAAAAGCAUUCUCAAAACGAAGAAAGAUAAUGAUUCCAGCGAAUCUGAAGAUGAUGCUAAACCUAAAAAAUCUAAACGUCCAUUGAAUGACAAUGAAUUUGAAGAAGUACCAAUUGACCAGCCUAUGAAACGUAUUCAUCUUGAUGCUGAUGAUUUAGCAUUAGGUCAUGUUAUAGCUCAAUCGAGAAGAAAUCGCGAACAAGUUCUUGAUCAUUCAUAUAAUCGUUUUAUGGGCUAUGGUGAUAUUGAUGGUUUACCAAAAUGGUUUAUUGAAGAAGAAAAACAACAUUGUCGAGCAAGUUUACCUGUAACAAAAGAACUUGUAGAAAGAUACAAAGCUAAAAUGAGAGAAAUCGAUCAGAGACCAACGAAAAAAGUUGCUGAAGCUAAAGGACGAAAGAAACGACGUGAAUUACGUAAACUUGAUAAAGUCAAAAAGAAAGCUGAACCAUUACUUGAAAAUCCUGAUUUAGAUGAUAAAGAACGAAACAAGCAAAUUAAAGAUUUGUAUCGAAAAUAUGGUGUCAUUGGACAGAAAAAACCUGACAUUAAAUAUGUUGUUGCUAAAAAAUCUACAGGCGGAGGUGCUCGUCCAUCCGGUGCAAAAGGACCAUAUAAAGUUGUUGACAAACGCUUGAAAAAAGAUAAACGAGCAGCUAAAAGUCGAGGCAAAGCCAAUAAAAAUAAACAAUCCAACCGAAAAGGACAUAAACAACAAAAAGGAGCAAAAACCAACAAUAGAAAAAAACGGUCAUAG